Messenger RNA from Iphiclides podalirius (scarce swallowtail), 1626 nucleotides. Lineage: Eukaryota; Metazoa; Arthropoda; Insecta; Lepidoptera; Papilionidae. The record is from the annotation of a GenBank genome assembly.
AUGCUGGAGAAUCGGGAUACUGUUGCUGUAUCUCACAAAUAUGCUGAUAUUAAAACUCAAAAAAUAUCACCAGCUGGAAAGCCAAAGGUUCAACUUCAAGUGGUGUUGCAUGAUGGUACAUGUUCGACAUUCCACUUUGUCAACCCUGCCGGUGCCGAGGCUCAGGCGAAAGACCGGGACCAGGUUAAAUCAUUGUUACAAAACCUACUGCCUAAGUUCAAAAGACAGAUCGAUGGAGAGCUUGAGAUGAAAUCAAGAUUGCUGUCUCUGCAUCCCACAUUAAAGCAUUUAUAUGAAGAUUUAGUGAUAUCGAAAGUUAUAAGCAGUGAAGAAUACUGGAACACGCCAACAUUGAAACAUUAUACCGAUUCCAGUAAUAUAAAGCAAGAAGCCGGUGUAUCUGGUGCAUUUCUGGCUGACAUACAACCUCAAACAGACGGGUGUAAUGGACUUAAGUAUAAUCUUACUCAAGAUAUAAUAGAUGCAAUAUUUAAAACAUAUCCUGCCGUUAGAAAGAAACAUAUUGAUUAUGUGCCUAAUAAGAUGACAGAAGCGGAGUUUUGGACAAAGUUCUUUCAAUCACAUUAUUUUCAUAGAGAUAGAAUAGCAUCGUCAUCGAGUAAGGACUUGUUCGGUGAGUGUGCAAAGUUGGACGAUCAAGCCAUCGCAUCAGCUAUGAAGCACACAACAUUAGAUCUCACAGUGGACCUCCCACAAUUUAUAGAGCCAGUACCCCUUUUGCCCACUGAAGAUGAAGCACCACACGAUAAAGAGAGAGGCGAUAGCACCUCCAUUCAUCGAAAUAUGAUUAAAAGGUUCAACCAACACUCUAUUAUGGUGCUAAAAGCUAGUCAUAAAACAAACUCUAGUAGUAGUAAUAGUGGUAAUAGUAGUAUUAAAACAACAAACAAUAAUAACAAAGUCCUAGAGAAUGGUGUGAAAGAGAUUAAUGGAGUAGUGGAGAAGAGGCCGGCAGAAGAGAAGAGCAGUACCGAGCCGGUUGAGAAGAAAAAAAGGAUAUUAGAGAAGAUACAUUAUGAAGAUUUAGAAGAUAAGAGUGGAAAUGAGGAUGCACAGGAAUUAAAAUUAUCAAAAGUAGAAAGGUAUUUAUUAGGACCCUCUUCGCAAGUUUGCCAAACCAUCAACACAACCAACCCACCGCCAUUAUCAGCUCUCGCGUCGAUAUGUCAGGCGUGGAGCAGCGGCCAGCAGUGCGCGCGCCCGUUCAGGGUGAGCGCCGGCGCGGCGGUCGGGGCGCUCGGCGAGCUGAGCCCCGGCGGGGCGCUGAUGCGCCACCAGCACGCGGCCAGCAUGGCGCAGCUGAUACCGGCGGACGUGAAGGGCGAACUGCACCGGCUGUAUCUCUCGUGCGGCGAGCUGCUGCGCGAGCUGUGGCGGUGCUUCCCGCAGCCGGGCACCGCCGACGGCGACGAGGCGGCCGCCAGGGCGGACAGGUUCUACGAGGCGCUGCUCAGGUUCAGGAACGUCAAGCUGCGCCCCUUCGAGGAGAAGAUGCUGCGGGAUUUAACGCCACUCGCGACAACCCUAACAAAACACAUGAACCAAAUGAUCGACACGGCGUGCGCUAAGUACGCCGUUUGGCAACAGAGGCGAGCGAAACUUCGG